This is a messenger RNA of Phyllostomus discolor (pale spear-nosed bat), 2471 nucleotides long. RefSeq names its product CD86 molecule (gene CD86). The transcript has 7 exons. Lineage: Eukaryota; Metazoa; Chordata; Mammalia; Chiroptera; Phyllostomidae. Gene Ontology annotation, biological process: cellular response to lipopolysaccharide; negative regulation of T cell proliferation; positive regulation of T cell proliferation. The record is from RefSeq and is a predicted model, not a curated record. Bases 175 to 1185 code for a protein of 336 amino acids. Gene Ontology annotation, cellular component: external side of plasma membrane.
CCCUUUCUACAUUCGCGUCCUGGCCUCAGCCCUAACAUGUUUUAUCUCUACAAGGAGUGUUAGGGAAAAAUGGAUAGCUCCCAAGACCUUCUCUUCACUUAUUCUUGACAUCGCUUCUGUGUUCCUCUGGAAUGCCACUCGGCUUACACAUCUGGUCUCUGGGAGCUGCCGUGGAUGGGCACUUGUGACAGCACUAUGGGACUGAGUACCACGCUCUUUGUGAUGGCCUUCCUGAUCUUUGGUGUUGCUUCCAUGAAGAAUCAGGCGUAUUUCAAUGAGACUGGACAUCUUCCCUGCCACUUUACCAACUCUCAAAACAUAAGCCUUGGUGAGCUGGUAGUAUUUUGGCAGAACCAGGAUAAGUUGGUUCUGUAUGAGUUCUACAGAGGCAAAGAAAAUCCUGACAAUGUCGAUCCAGAUUACAAGGGCCGCACAAGCUUGGACAAGGAUAAUUGGACCCUGAGACUCCACAACGUUCAGAUCAAGGACAAGGGCUUGUAUCAGUGUUUCAUCCAUCGCAAAGGGGCCAGUGGAUUGGUUCCCAUCCACCAAAUGAGUACUGACCUGUCAGUGCUUGCUAACUUCAGUCAACCUGAAAUAAUGCUAACUUCUAACAGAACAGGAAAUUCUGACGUCAUGAAUUUGACCUGCUCAUCUGCACAAGGUUACCCAGAACCCAAGAAGAUGUUUUUUCGGCAAACAACCAUGAAUUCAACUACCGAGUAUGAUGCUGUCAUGAAUAUAUUUCAAAAUAAUGUCACAGGAUUGUACAAUGUUUCUAUCAGUUUGUCUUUAUCAAUAUCCUCUGACAAGAACGUGAGCUUCUUCUGUGUCCUGCAACCUGAGCCAACACAAACACAGCUUCUCUCCCUACCUUACAUUAUAGGUGCAAAGCCAACAGAACCACCCCAACCGGCCCGAGAGCCUGUCGUUGUGACUGCAUCUGUGCUUAUACCGUUGAUCAUCUUUCUGUGUGGGGUGGCUUUCUGUGUAAGACUAAAGAAAAGGAAGAAGAAGCAGCCUGGCCCUGCUCAUGAAUGUGAAGCCAUCAAAGCGGAAGGGGAAGAGAGUAAACAGACUGACGAAAGAGUAGAAAACCGUGUACCUGAAAGAUCCAAUGAAGCCCAGUGUGUUGUUAACAUUUUGAAGACGGCCUCAGGUCACAGAAGUGCUGCACACUUUUGAUUAAAGAGGAAAGUCCAUUUGGCUAUCCAUUUUUAAAAUCACAUGUGGAUUGGUUCCUCUAUUUUUUCCUUUUCUAAAUUAAACUUAUUGGGGUGAUAUCGGGCAAUAAGAUCAUAUGCUUCCCUUUUCAAGUUUUUGACUGACCUUUUUAUUGUCUCUCUGAGCCUUCCCAGAGGCAAGAAAAUACUAUGGGAAUAACAACAGGGGGCACUAGGGCCCCCUCUAAAUGAAAUAGCUUCUCAGUAAUGCCAGCUCUGCUCCCUAUGCCAGGAGCAGAUUUUAUCUGCUUCUUUUGUUUUCAGAGCACACCGAGUGACUCGUGGCUAAUGUCUGGGAGGACUAAUGCUUCCAGUAUCAUAUUCAGUCUCUUUUCUUAAUUUUACAAAUUGUGUUUUCUGUAGAAUUCCCAUUUUCUGGAAAAGUAGCUUCUGUCUACUCUGGAUUCUGAGGUAGUGCCUCAAUCUAUCUCACAUACGUGUGAUGAACACCUACCUCUUCAGUCUAAGUGGAAACUUUAUGUAUUAUAUGGCUUUAUAGUUUUAAUAUUAACAUUUCAAAAUACAAAGAAAUAUGUAUUAUAAUAAUGUAAUUACAAUGCCUCGAGAAAUGUCUACGCUCUGCUAAGGAGUUCUUGUUCUUCAGUGAGGGCCAGUAAGGAAAGUAGUGGCCUACUGUGCUGACAACAAUAACCAGACAAACUCAAAAUUUGGGAGACUAGAAGAGGCAAAGAAGGAACCAUUUCUAUAUGGGCUGUUGGUAAUACUGAGGAGGAUCUGCCUGCCUGACUUGGCAGAGAGCACUGGAUAAAGCAGAAGAGUGCUGUGCAUCACAAACCCACUUCUCUUCUUGGAAAAACUGAUUGACAUGAUGACCUGGGGCAUCUGUGCAAGAGCCAAUAGAGAGACUACAAUACUCAAAAGAGAAAAAAAUGAAAGAUCUUGACCAACAGAGAUGCAUAUAAAUAUUCAGUCUGUCGAGUCCUUCAACAAGCCUUGGGACAAGCAACAGAUGGACAGUCUGUCCAAAUGGACAGACUUAAGAUGGACAGUAGUUUCCUGGGUGGUCGGUGAGGUGUUUUGAUGAUACCAGGUUGUUCUGAUGUUUCACCUGCUGAAAGCAGAGCUUGGGGGAGAGAGCUAUCAUGAGCUAAAUGGAAGGAGGCUUAUAAGUCUUCCAACUAAUGGCUGAGAGACAAAGGGCUGGACUAAAGUUUGGAAGACCAGGAUGCAGAUCAUCCAGAUGUUAAUUUUAUAUGUAUAUAAAAUCAUUAUGUUGUAAACCUAAAA